This is a messenger RNA of Aspergillus caelatus, 612 nucleotides long. RefSeq lists its product as uncharacterized. The record is from RefSeq and is a predicted model, not a curated record. Bases 78 to 362 code for a protein of 94 amino acids. NCBI's taxonomy places the organism in Eukaryota, Fungi, Ascomycota, Eurotiomycetes, Eurotiales, Aspergillaceae. The transcript has 2 exons.
CCUAGAGCUUAUAAAGGUGUCCGCUCAGACAAGCAAAAUCGUCGAACGUCAACUGAUGCGGGCGUUAGGUAUGUGCCAUGCCGCGCAGGAAAAAGUUGAUUGCGGGUUGGCAGCCCACUUACAUGAUCUGCGCCUUUAGAUUUAUCUGCAGUGGCAUGUGCGGCAAUUCAUUGGGGCAUCCACUCUCGGCUUCACAACGAAUCCGAAUUCGUAUCCGCAGUACAACCACUGUCAAGAUUCUUGAAUUCAGCAUUACCAGCAUUCUCGUGAUUACUGGUGAGGAUGCAGUCAGAUGCGAAGGACUAUUUAUUGCCCGGUUUACCCGCGAACCUAUCAUAGCCGCACCACAAGGGCAAUCCUAGGAAUAAAAAUAAAUGGUACAAUACACACAUAAGAUGCUAUAAAUGGUCCACACCGCCCUUAUAAGGGAGGCUGCCAAUAGUAUCCGGUGAAAUGUCUCCUUGAUUGAUUCCUGAAUUUCCUAGAAUUAUUUUCGCUGCUGUGGUCUUAUCGUCUGCUUGCUUUUAUUGGUUUCUUUCCGCCUCUCUCCGAAGAGAUCUAUUAAAACCUUGGCUACGAGGGAUGAAAAAUAGAAUACCAUGCAAGAAGUCA